AUGUAUUUGAUUUCUGUCUUUUUAUUGUUGGCUACUAUUUGUGAAGAAUUAUCUUCCUUCUGCCCUUCCCAAUGUACCUGCCUUUUCCACGGUAGAAGUGAUGGCACUGGGAUUAGGUCCGCAUUAUGCAACGACCCAGAUAUGUCUGAAAUCCCCGUCAAUGUGCCAGUGGACACUGUUAAACUUCGAGUGGAGAAGACUGCUGUCCGCCAACUUCCACGUGAAGCAUUUUAUUACCUUGUGGAUUUAAGAUAUCUUUGGUUAACAUAUAAUGCCAUUAACACCAUAGAUCCUCGUAGCUUUUAUAAUUUAAAAGAACUCCAUGAAUUGCGCCUCGAUGGAAAUGUAUUGUCGACUUUUCCCUGGGAUUCGCUACAAGAAAUGCCAAACCUUCGAACCCUUGACCUGCACAACAACAGGCUGUCAAGUAUUCCUGCAAAAGCAGCUCAAUAUCUCAAAAAUAUAACUAACAUUGACAUUUCCAGCAACAAUCUGACCACCCUGCCUUCUGACCUGCUGGAUCUCUGGCCAGCUUUUCCAACACGCCAAGUGUUCGACAAAGUUCCACUCCGGAGAGUUAUUCUAGGUUUCCAAGAUAAUCCAUGGUUCUGUGAUUGUAGAAUAUCGAAGUUAAUUGAACUCUCUAAGUCGGAAGAAACGCCAGUCAUCCUCAUGGAUCCUCUGGUGACCUGCAGCGGGCCGGAUGAUAUUGCUGGUGUCCUAUUCCAACGCGUUGAGCUUCACCAGUGUGUCAAACCAUCAGUCAUGACUUCAGCAACCAAAAUUACGUCACCACUUGGAAGCAACGUUUUACUCCGGUGUGACUCAACGGGAUAUCCCACCCCAUUACUCAUCUGGUUUAGGGAAGAUGGCUUACCAGUUAAUAAUACAGUCAUUCAAGAAUCACCGGCAGAUGGGAUCCGAUGGUCGAUAAUAAGUUUAAUGGGAAUUUCCUUUAAGGAUGCUGGUGAAUACAGAUGUAGAGCGAAAAAUUUGGCAGGAACUUCAGAAGCAUCCAUCACCCUCACAGUUGUAGGAACCGUCACCACAGCUCGCCCACUAAGGAGGAGUUUUAUAAACAAACCGACGGCAGAGAAAAAUAAUUCAGUUCAAGUGAAUGUGGAAGAACAAAUGGGAAGCUUGUCAACAGAAACGUUAUCACCCAUGCCCACCACAACAGGAGCUAAGAAAAAGGCCACUCCCGUUGACAAAGCUAAGGCGAUGGCGGAUGAAAAGAAGCUUAAUGAGGUGCAAGUAGAGGGAAAUUCAAAAAAAGAAACUCAGCAAGUCAAUGAAAACAAGAAAGAAAGUGUAUCCAUGAAUACAACAGCAGCAUUAAACCGGAAUUUUAUGAUUAAAAAUCUCCGUGUUAUCAGUGAGACGGAUCAGAAAGUCCUGGUCACCUGGAAAGCUAACGAUUACGAAAGUGGUACACCAUUAAAUGUACUCUACUCAAAGUAUGGUGAUAAAGAUGUGCAGAAAAUCCAUGUGGAUCCUAACAAAAGCAAGAUCUCUAUAGGUGGUUUGACACCCAAUACAAAAUAUACCGUUUGUGUCUGCCCAAAGGGAAUCCAGCCUAAGAGAGAACAAUGUGCCAUUUUCUCAACGGAAGGAGAAAUCAGCAUAGACAGCCAUCAAUCCUUGCUGAUCAUUAUCGGUAUUAGUGUGGCGUGUGUUUCUGGAGUGGGAAUAAUUUUUGCUUUGUGCUCGGUCAUCAUGAAAAGUCACUGCAAAAAGAAAGAACCAGCAGAACAUGAGCUAAUUAAAGAUUCUUACAUACAGUUUGAAACACUAUCCCUCAAACCAGAGCCAAAAAUGAGAGGGCAUAAACUGUGGACUCAUCGUGAUACUGAAUCGCAAAGACUAUUGCUAUGCUCAAGAUCCAGCAUUGACUCAGAGCUCACCUUCAAAAGUGACAGUUCUAGGUCUGAGUACCUGUGCUGA
Mobula hypostoma (lesser devil ray) is the source of this 1944-nucleotide messenger RNA. Its product is annotated as leucine-rich repeat, immunoglobulin-like domain and transmembrane domain-containing protein 3. Gene Ontology annotation, molecular function: protein binding. The record is from RefSeq and is a predicted model, not a curated record. The transcript has 4 exons. Lineage: Eukaryota; Metazoa; Chordata; Chondrichthyes; Myliobatiformes; Myliobatidae. Bases 1 to 1944 code for a protein of 647 amino acids.